CAAAAUAAAAAAAAAAUUCAAUCUAACAAUUGUUGAAAAAAAAUCAAUAACUAACCCAUUCAAACCGCACAUCCCUUUCUUAUUCUCAAACAACAAUUGAUCAGCAUUCUUCUUCGGUCCAUCAACACAACAAUUUCAUCCUUCAAUCAACACAGCAACUCAACACAACAAUCUUUGUCCCGAAAUCAUCGCUGCUCAACGAACCGCCUCAAGAACCCAACAAUUCCAUCUUUACUUAUAAAAUUUGUGGUCAAUUAACAAUGGAUUGGAGUGUACUUGCGAUUUCUGCGUCUGUGUUUUGGAUAGCAUCUUUAUGCAAAAUUUUGCAUGUAUCAUACUUCCCUUCGAAAGAUCAAUAUUUUGAUUCUGGUGACAACUUAUGUAAGAAAACGGUCUUGCUUGUAAUUGCACAUCCUGACGAUGAAUCCAUGUUCUUCACUCCAACUAUUAACUAUCUGACAUCAAGAGGGCAUGAUGUUCACAUCUUAUGCUUGUCUAGUGGCAAUGCAGAUGGGAUGGGAAACAUUAGGAAAGAUGAGCUUUACAAGGCUUGUGCAAUCUUGAAGCUUCCUUUGAAACAAGUGGUAGUUCUUGACCAUCCCGAGCUUCAGGAUGGGUUUGGAAAUAUGUGGAACCACAUCUUUAUUGCUAAAUUAGUUGAAGAUCACAUCAAAUCGCUUGGCAUUAAUACGGUUAUUACCUUUGAUAGCUAUGGGGUUUCUGGCCAUUGCAAUCACCGAGAUGUACAUUUUGGUAUAAGAAAGGUUUUACUUGAUUCUCAACAAAGUAGUUUAGAAGUUUGGGAACUGGAUAGUAGCAGUAUACUACGCAAGUAUAGUGGACCAAUAGAUAUCUGGUUAUCUAUGUUUAUGGCCAGGGGUCGUUCGCGUAUGAAAUUCCUCUGCCUAGUCAAUGAGCAUCCUCUCAAGACCUUUCAAGCGAUGGCACAGCAUGCGAGCCAAUGGGUUUGGUUUAGGAAGCUAUUUGUAUGCUUUUCCAGUUACACAUACGUGAACACACUUCGAAAGAUUGAGCUUUAGUUUUAUGAUUCCAAAGUCAGAACCUGAGCUCAAUGACCCCAAAAAGCACGAGAUUUUGAGAAGAAUUAUCCAUUUUGCACUGUAACAACAGCACCACUGCGUCGUUGCAAGGGAGCACAAUCGAAUCUAUGACCCAAGGUGGUGAAAGGUACUUGAUGAACUGUUUUUGCUGCCUGCAACUGAGUGACAUAACUUUCACCUAAACUCGUUUUUUGCUUUCUUGUUAUGAAGUUUUUGUUCAGGUGAAUUCUUAAUAUAUCUUUUUGCUAGACUCAA
Molecule: messenger RNA, 1316 nt
Organism: Amaranthus tricolor (Joseph's coat)
Lineage: Eukaryota; Viridiplantae; Streptophyta; Magnoliopsida; Caryophyllales; Amaranthaceae
Exons: 13
Coding region: 261-1040 (259 amino acids)
Biological process (GO): GPI anchor biosynthetic process
Cellular component (GO): endoplasmic reticulum
Molecular function (GO): N-acetylglucosaminylphosphatidylinositol deacetylase activity
Source: RefSeq, a predicted model, not a curated record